AUGGAGGGAUUCAUAGAAGUAAAUGAAAUAUCGGAUUUUGUUUCAUACAUACGUAGCAUUGAAUGGCGUGAUCCAUGGCUUAUAGCACUUCUAUCCUUUCAUGUGCUGGUGACAUUCAUGUGCUUUUCAACAAGAAAUUAUGGAAACUUUCAAGUCAUUCUGUUCAUAACAUUAUUGCUUCUGGUAUAUUUCUCGGAGAGCAUAAACGAAGUGGCCGCCAGAAAUUGGACGCUGUUCUCUCGGCAGCAGUACUUCGAUAGCAAAGGCCUGUUCAUAUCCGUCGUUUUCUCCAUACCAAUACUGCUGAACUGUAUGAUAAUGGUGGGCUCCUGGCUGUACCAGUCGACGCAGAUAAUGACCAACUUGAAGAAGGCACAGCUGCGGCAGCGCCUGAAAGAGCUGAACAUGAACCGGGAACAGCAGCAGCGCAUGAUGAAGACCGAG
Molecule: messenger RNA, 444 nt
Organism: Iphiclides podalirius (scarce swallowtail)
Lineage: Eukaryota; Metazoa; Arthropoda; Insecta; Lepidoptera; Papilionidae
Source: the annotation of a GenBank genome assembly